Molecule: messenger RNA, 1569 nt
Organism: Penicillium mononematosum
Lineage: Eukaryota; Fungi; Ascomycota; Eurotiomycetes; Eurotiales; Aspergillaceae
Product: putative MFS transporter
Exons: 7
Coding region: 1-1569 (522 amino acids)
Biological process (GO): transmembrane transport
Molecular function (GO): transmembrane transporter activity
Source: RefSeq, a predicted model, not a curated record
AUGGCAGUUGAUACCUCAGACUCGAAGUCUGUGGACGUGGUGUCGGCGCCUGUCCGUGAAAACGUCAAGACUCCGUCGGAAGAACCUAGCGAAGACAGCGAUGACUCUGAUGGAAGGAAGCCACCGCCGCUUGCAGCAAAGUUAUGCGCUGUCGCGCUGAUAUCGUGUAUUAGCUUUGGCUCGCACUGGAGUUCUGGCGUGACGGGUGCAAUGAAAAGCACGAUGAAAAAGCAAAUGCAUAUAGACAAUGUUCAAUUUUCACUCUUGGAAGCCAGCGAGGAUUUCAUGGCAACAGUUCUGCUUUUGAUAAGUGGUGUGAUCACCGACCGUGUCGGUGGAGCUCAGAUGAUCGUUUAUGGAAAUAUCGUCUACACCAUCGGUUCCAUCCUCGUCGCCGCGGCGGCGACCGUGCGCUCUUUUGACUUUAUGAUCGGAGGUCGAAUCAUCCUCGCAUUGGGCGAUAUCGCCACACAAAUCGCCCAGUAUAAAAUGUUUUCCUCUUGGUUUCCUCCUAGCAACGGAUUUGCAUCCACUCUAGGCUUUGAGCUCGCGAUCGGCAAAAUUGGUGGCUUCAUCGGGAAGAGUACGGCCAACGUUAUAAGCAAGAAAACUGGAAACUUCGCGUGGGUCUUUUGGACUGCAGUAUUCAUGAACUUGUUCACGAAUGCCGCUAGCGCUGCAUUCUGGUUCUUCAACAUAUAUUGUAACCGCCACUACAAGGGACGGCGCGAUGAAGCCACAAAAGAACAACUGACAGAGAAAAACAAGAAGUUCGAAUUCAAGAAGAUGUUCGAGCUCCCUUGGAUGUUCUGGGCCGUCAUGGCCUUCUCUAUAUUCCAAACGAGUGCUGCGUCAGUCUUCAGCCAGAAUGCCACCGAACUGGCCGAGAAGAGAUUCAACGUCGAUUCCAUCAAGGCCGGAUGGUAUAGUUCUCUUUCACAGUAUGCAGGCUUCUUCCUUGUUCCCUGCUUGGGCGUGUUCAUUGAUGUCCUCGGCAACCGAGCAUCUGUCUUGUUUACUUGUGGUCUCGGCAUGCUGUUGAGUAUGGUUCUCAUUAAUUUUGCAACAUCACAUGCGGGAACAGGGGCUGCGUUCGGCAUCUACGGCAUUGCCGUGUCCUUCGGACCAACCUCGGUCAUCGACAGCAUUCGCACCACGCUCUGGCACCAAUCGGUCUUUGGAUCUGCGUAUGCCCUGAAGGUCACCAUGAAUAAUGCUAUGAGCAUUAUAAUUCGGAUCAUCACAGGAGCUUUGCAGGACGCAGACGACAAUUCAUACCGCCGGGUGGUUCAGGUCUACCUAGUUCUUGGUGCUGGUGCUACGGUCGUCGGCGCAGCUAUCCUGAUCGGCUCGUUUGUGACUGAUAACCUGGCGCCCCUGCAGUGGACUCGGCAUAAGCGGUUGACAUCGGGUGCGGCUGUCAUCGAGCGUAUCCGGGAGCGCAACUUGGUAACCCAGCGCGAGCGUACCCGGAAGAUCUCCAUACUUUGCUUUGGAGCUCUACUUUUGCUGACAGUUGGGUCGUGGGUGGCGUAUAUCUGGGGUGCGGUGACCGGUCAUAAUUCGUAG